Caenorhabditis sp. 36 PRJEB53466 is the source of this 974-nucleotide messenger RNA. The record is from the annotation of a GenBank genome assembly. NCBI's taxonomy places the organism in Eukaryota, Metazoa, Nematoda, Chromadorea, Rhabditida, Rhabditidae.
AUGGCUGCCGAGCACAAAAACGACGAGGUGGAGUACAAUUCGUCGUCGGACGAGGACUACGACCCGGAAAAAGACACGGAAAUCGAUCCGCAAGACGAAGUAAGCGUUCCCCGUUACCGCGCAUUCAUCGCCCAUUCUCCCGAGCAGAUCGAUGACGUCGAGGGCGGCGAAGAGGAGCCGGAGGACGUGGAAGAGCUGAAAAAGGAGGCGAAACAGGCGAAAAACGAGGAAAAAUCGGAGAAAAGUGCGGAAGACGUGGAUGUCGAUGCUCUUUUCGCCGAGCUCACCGGCCUGGAUCCGACGACUGUGAGCUCUGGAGCCGUGGAAAAGAAAGAGGAGAAAGUGUACCCGAAAACCACAACGUAAACAUACCUUCUAAUUUGUUUUUCAAAUUUUUAAAUAAUUUUUUCCAGAUCGGAACCAUCAUCCUCGGCCAAAAUUUACCCAGAAAAGUGAGAAAAAUGUCGUAAAAAUCAGAUUUUUCAACUAAAAAUUGUUCUAGACCUGUGGCCAGUGAGAGUAGUGAAGAAACUGGUGAGAAAAGCGAAAAAGUGCCAAAUACGGGGCCAAGAAAGCGUGUAGGCCUUCUGGAUGCGGUGAAAUCGAUGAAAAAGUCGAAGACGUCAGUGCUGGAGAAGUCGGAUCAUGAUUGGCGGAAUUUCAAGACUGAACAGAAUAUCAAGGUAUUCUUGCGAAAAUUUUCUGUUCUCAACCCACUUUACCGUACUUUAUUGAAGGGGGGCUAUUAUUGAAAAAAAUUAUCUAAAUGUUGGCCGUGGCAAUUUUAUUCAAGAUUAAUUUUAAAAAACCAAACAACUAUUCGUUUAAUUUUUUUUUAGGAAGAUCUCGAAUCUCACAAUCGCGGAAAAGGUGGAUAUCUCAAUAAAAUGGAUUUCCUGAAUCGAACCGACAAUCGGCAAUUUGAAAAGGAGAAGGCGUUCCGUGCGACGGCCCGAAAGGACAAUGGAAUCUAA